AUUUUUAGAUAAGAUGUUGCGUACAAAGAUGUGUGUAAAGCAUUAUCAUGUCAAACGAAGCCUUAGAGAGAUAAUCUUUGAGAUUUUCACAAAGAUGAUCAAGCCUUCUGGUCUGAAGUGGUGGGAAGUCACAGAGAAACAGUUGGAUGAAAUGUGCACAUGAUAAAAGGACUAAAGGAGUAUUUAGUUGAAUGAAUGACAUAUUUUUCAAUUGGUCUAUAAGGAUAUCAAUUGUAGAAAUAUGAAACAGGUGCCUGGUAUAAUGAGGGAGAAGGUGUCUUGUUCAAUGAAAUGCGAUCAUUUUACUGGUUUGAAGACAAGCUUUCCGAAAGGCCAGCUGAACUAUGAUUUAAACUUUAAAGGGUGUGUUCAGUAAGAAAUUAAUUAUAUUGGUAGUAGAUUUCUCAUUUCUCUGCUUCUGCUUUUUUGUUACCAUCCUCCUUGCCUUCUCUACUGUAAUUUUUGGCAUUCAUCAAGUACCUGAAGUGUGUGAAGGCAGAUGUUAAUCUUAAAAAUUUUGCAUUUGUGAUAUUUUUAUUAUUUAUUAUUAUUUAUUAUUUACUUAUUUAUUUUUACAUCACUUAGAUGGAUUGUCAGUUUGUUACGUGAACUUGAGAGAGAAGAGAGACAAGACAAUGUGGGACUACUAAGGUUCUAUAACCUUGUGAUUUGAUUGUAGAUGACUCCUAAUGGGCUAACAUCAACAUUGAGGGCUGGACUUCUGUUGUUAGCUUUACAUAAUUAUUAUGACAAGGCUAUGCUGAAUGAUUGUUGUUUUAGGGGCCAUUAUAUUGUCGACUUGCAUGAUGGUAUUUUGUCAUGUAGAUCACGUUAUUAUAAUUGACUAGCACAGAAUUUGGGUAGAAAAACAUGCAUAAAGAACUUUCUUUAGGGUCUAGGGAUGUGACUUGAGGAUUUUGCUUCUAAUUUGAAAUGCGAUCUCCGAAUCCUUUUGGCAUGAGUUUAUCCUGCCAUCUUAAAUAAUGUUGUUGUCUCCGCUUGGACAUUCUGGGGUGUUUGGAUCACCUGUUAUGCAUAAGCUGUGUAAGUGUACUUGUACAUUGGCAUGAAAGAAGCCAUUUUUGUUGAUUUUUUUUUUUUUCUUUGGGAUAAAAUUUGCAUUCAGAG
Rubroshorea leprosula is the source of this 1128-nucleotide messenger RNA. NCBI's taxonomy places the organism in Eukaryota, Viridiplantae, Streptophyta, Magnoliopsida, Malvales, Dipterocarpaceae. The record is from the annotation of a GenBank genome assembly.